This is a messenger RNA of Aureobasidium namibiae CBS 147.97, 1233 nucleotides long. RefSeq names its product choline/ethanolamine kinase. Gene Ontology annotation, biological process: phosphatidylethanolamine biosynthetic process; phosphatidylcholine biosynthetic process. NCBI's taxonomy places the organism in Eukaryota, Fungi, Ascomycota, Dothideomycetes, Dothideales, Saccotheciaceae. The transcript has 3 exons. Gene Ontology annotation, molecular function: choline kinase activity; ethanolamine kinase activity. The record is from RefSeq and is a predicted model, not a curated record. Gene Ontology annotation, cellular component: cytoplasm. The coding region runs from base 1 to 1233 and encodes 410 amino acids.
AUGGACUUGCACCUGCUCAGAGCAGACUCUCCCAUGGCCGUCCGACACAUCGACCUCUGCUACGAUCACACCGAUUCCGAGCGCUCCGCUUUGCGACUGAUAUACACAUUAUGCCCCGACUGGGAACACGAUCAAGGUCCCGUCGAACUCAUCCCCUUCACCGAAGGCAUCACAAACACUCUCAUGAAAGCGAUCAAGAAACGACCGGGAUACACACAACAAGACAUUGAUUCGGAUGCGAUCCUCCUGAGAGCAUAUGGAAAGGGAACAGAUGUCCUGAUAGACCGCGAGCGAGAAACUCGAUCGCAUUCUUUGCUUGCGGGCCGCGGACUAGCGCCUCCACUAUUCGCACGCUUCGAGAACGGCCUACUCUACAAAUACAUCGCAGGCGACGUAUGUAGUCCAGAAGACCUCCGAAGACCCGACGUCUACCGCGCAGUCGCUAGAAGACUUGGCCAAUGGCACAGCACACUGCCCAUUGCUGCGAUCAGUUCGCUUCAGACACUGCAGGAGCAGAAUGACGUAGCAGAUCACAUUCAACACCACACAGACACAGCCGGCAACAAGAGGCCAAAGCCCAGUUUGUGGACAGUCAUGCAAGAGUGGAUCAACGCGCUACCAGUAGCCACACCGAAAGAGAAGGAACGCAAGAACAUGCUGCAACAAGAAUUGACAUACCUCUCGAACGAGCUAGGACAAACUCCUGGCCUGGACGGUUACGACUACAUUUUUGCCCAUUGCGAUCUUCUGUCGGGCAACGUGAUUGUACAUCCUGGUCAACGAGAAGGAGGUAAGGGUCUGACAGUAAGCUUCAUCGAUUACGAAUACGCUACUCCAGCACCUGCCGCCUUCGAUAUCGCCAACCACUUCGCCGAAUGGGGCGGUUUUGAUUGCGACUACACCGCUCUGCCAACACGCAGCCAACGCGCUGAUUUCAUUGCUCAAUACCUUGCAUCAUACCGCAAUUUCGCACCUGUAUCAGACUCGGAAACCAUCCAACGGGAACAACAGCAACUCUUCAGCCAAAUCGACAACUUCCGCGGCCUACCAGGCUUCUACUGGGGCAUCUGGUCUUUGAUCCAAGCCACUAUCUCGCAGAUUGACUUUGACUACGCUUCAUACGCUGACAUCCGCUUGGGCGAGUACUGGGCAUGGAAAGCAGAGCAAGACGGUUCCAGACAACGAGAAGGACGCGAGCCGACAUUGCGAGAGAAGAGAUGGGCCGAGGAGUAA